AUGGAAUCGCCCUUUGUCUGUUUGUGUAUAGCUUGCUACUCCUCCCCUUGUUUGAAUGGAGGAUCGUGCACGGAAGAACUCGAUGGGUUCACCUGCUCUUGUCAAGGAGGAUAUGUGGGAGAACGCUGUCAGCGCAGCGUCUGCCCCGAUGGAUGGCGGUACGGAGGAACAAAGUGUUUUCUGAUCGAGGACGACCUUCUGAACUGCAACUGGUAUUCCUCUCUGAAGUACUGCCAUGAUCUCGGUGGGGUAACCCUGGCGAACGGCGACGUUGUUGAAGCUUCUCUUCUCGUCGUUGAGAGCUUUGAAGAGUAUGAACAUCUCAAGCAUUACAUAGGACCUACAGGCAAGAUCUGGUUGGACUGUGACGCAUAUGGAACCUGGUGUGUUUGCUUCCCUGAGCCGGAAAGGACUACUGAAUUCGAAUAUUGGUGUGCCGAGUCAGAAUUCUACUUCAAUUCCUCCUCAUCCAACACUAAUGACGACUGUGUGUACGCAAGGAUGUACGAUGGCUCGUGGUUGGUGAGGCCAUGUACGACGCCAUGUUUGGCUUCCCACAUUUCUACCGUGUGCCAAGUCCGCAUAGCCUAGCUAGCCAACAUAUCAUUUAUUGCACUGAGGGAAUUAGUUCGAAGUUCAAAAUUUAUUAGAGGCGUUUACAUGCAUGUUCCCGGACAAGGGUGGAAUCAGUGGUUCGUGACAAACAGUGUAACAAUCAUCGUAGAACAUUUUAUGAUACAAAAACAAAAGAAAAAAAGAAGGAAAACAAAAUACAUUAUAGCUACAUAUUUGAAAUAUGAAAAGCAAAAAAUUUCCGAAUCCUGAAUAUUAAACAGCUCUUUAGGACAUUUAGAUUUCCUAGUAUUACCAUGUACGUUUCCACAAUCAUAUCAAGUAUUGGGUCUUUAUCUGGCAA
This is a messenger RNA of Lytechinus pictus (painted urchin), 916 nucleotides long. RefSeq names its product brevican core protein-like. NCBI's taxonomy places the organism in Eukaryota, Metazoa, Echinodermata, Echinoidea, Temnopleuroida, Toxopneustidae. Bases 1 to 591 code for a protein of 196 amino acids. The transcript has 3 exons. The record is from RefSeq and is a predicted model, not a curated record.